AUGUACACUUCGAUGCCAUUCAGCAACGUCAUCUUCUUCAUCCUGCUCUUGUCUCUGCUGUGCCCCCCGUCAGAAGCCAGACAGUGCAUUCCAGCUCCUGCAAACAACACGAAUACCUCAAGCGUCACCCCCUCGCCAAGCCCGAGGAAUGAAACGAGCGUGUUCAACACAACAACAUCGUCAGAGCACCCCAAGUUCACCCUCCCCGCUGUGAUCAUCCCAGUAGUGACCCCCCAUCCCAUCUCGUCGAAACUGGUCGCCUCUUCCUGCCUCCUGGCCUCCUCCUUGACUGUGAGGGCAGCAAACGAGCGCAAACUCCAUCACAUCGGACCUGAGCUACAUCAACCAAAGCUUCGUCAACGCAACCCAUCAGAAUUUGUAAUCUUCCCCUCAGUUCAGCUGCCUCGUUCCCUUGAGCUCUUCAUCGCUACAUUGCUCGUCAUUGUGGGCUCAGUCACAUGUUUCCUCGGCUUCAUGUACGCGAAGCUGCUGUUUACCAUCCUCUCCUUCAUGGCAGGAGUGAUCAUCUCCAUGUAUCCCAUCGAUGUCUUGAUGGGUAACAUACUGUGCGGGAAGUUCUACUGUGUAAGGGGAGAGGCAGGGGAGAGUUCUCUCAACUCAGUCCCGCUGGUUGCUGGGCUGUUCUUCGGCCUGUUCGCCGCGAGCUCACUGCCCCAGGCAUCCAAGAUGUUCGACCUCGGUCUCCUAACUCUCGGCGCCUCUGUCGCAAUCAUCCCAGCCCUGAUCCUGCAGCCUGCCAUUGACUCUGCCAUGUCAAGAUGGCCAGAUUGGACUCACUACAUCCACUACAUCGUCUUCGCCGGCGUCGGAGCCCUGGCGGCCAAGAGCAAGCCCGAUCCCUUCAUCAUAUGCAUGACGUCUGUCAUCGGGGCCCUUCUGAUCAGUGAGGCAGUUUGGCUAGAAGUUUGA
Molecule: messenger RNA, 930 nt
Organism: Guillardia theta CCMP2712
Lineage: Eukaryota; Cryptophyceae; Pyrenomonadales; Geminigeraceae
Exons: 9
Coding region: 1-930 (309 amino acids)
Source: RefSeq, a predicted model, not a curated record